This is a messenger RNA of Dermochelys coriacea (leatherback sea turtle), 4695 nucleotides long. RefSeq names its product myelin protein zero like 3 (gene MPZL3). The record is from RefSeq and is a predicted model, not a curated record. Gene Ontology annotation, cellular component: membrane. Lineage: Eukaryota; Metazoa; Chordata; Testudines; Dermochelyidae. Bases 59 to 970 code for a protein of 303 amino acids. The transcript is spliced from 6 exons.
GGAGGGGUGUGUCUGGGGGAUUAAUUGAAAAAGGAUUGCGUGUGGGGUUGGCAGCCUGAUGGAGGGCAUGUCUGUGGUUUGUACAUUUAGGGGAGCUGUUUUAGGGGGUUCUGUUUUGGUGGAGGGUGUGACUAGUCCCCCCUUCCCCCAAUGUUUUAGGGGCAGAGGGGGCUUGGGGGCAGUUAAAGAGAAGAGGGAGAUGUUUGGGGUGGGGAGCGUAUGUUGUUUCAGAUGGUGUGACCCAGAAGUGAUUAACAGUGACCCAGCUGCACCCCGGCAAGCUUUUCUGAGUCACCCGACCACACCAGUUCCCAGCUUGGGUCCAUCAGCAGUAGGUGUCGGCAAUGCUCUUUCAUUGGAAAUUAAAGUGGAUCCUGAAGUACAAGCUUUUGUUGAUGAACAGGUGACCCUGAAAUGCUCAUUCAGAUCCUUCUCUCCCAUAACUCAGAAGCUGACUGUAGACUGGACUUACCAGCCCCUCACAGAUGGUCAUAUGGAGACAAUUUUUCAUUAUCAGUCUGUUGCAUAUCCAGCUGUAGUGGGAACAUUCAGAGACAGGAUUUUAUGGGUUGGGAACAUUGCCAAGGGUGAUGCCUCCAUUGCUAUCCGAAAUCUAACGAUGAAUGACAAUGGGACGUUCACCUGCGCCGUGAAGAAUCCCCCGGAUGUGCACCACAACAUCCCCCAGACCAAGCUGACAGUCACACAAAGAGGCUUUUCUUUCCAGCUAACUUCAGCAGUGUUGCUAUCCAUCUUAGUGUUCCUCCCCUCUGCCAUUGUGGUCAUUCUGCUGCUGGUGAGGAUGGGAAGGAAAUUUGGAGUCCUAAAGCAUAGAAAAAAAUCUGGCUAUAAGAAAUCAUCCAUUGAAGUCUCUGAUGAGCCUGAGCGCACUGAGCAGGGCACCUGCCUGGGGAGGAUGGGCACAUGGUGUUUGCAGUGUGUGGACACUGAUGAGGAGGAACCAUAUUGAUGGAAGGCCAAAGCUGCAGAUGAAGGGAGAAUGUGCAGUAUUGAAAAUCCCUAUCCAGAAGGCCACUAGGACCCUUGGAUGCCCAGUGACUCUUGGCACGUUGGGAGAAGAAUUCUGAGAUGGGAGAAUCAACUUUUAUUCAGCCAUAGGAAUGAUGAUUUUAAAAUCUUGUUAUUUAUUGAAAAAAGUAAAUCUUUUGUAGUCAAAACCCACUUGGCAAUAUCUUAAGGCAGAUAAACCUAAAAUAUAGCUUUCAAUUUAAAGAAACCACAGUGCUUCCAAUUAAACAAGCUCAUGCUCUUCUAACAAUCUGACUCAGCACAUUCUCUGGUGUAGAGUUUGUGUCUGUCAGAUUGUUCCCUAUAUCACAUGACUGACUGUCUGUCUUCCAGUUUCCUUAAGUUGAAAUUGCCUAAAGCACCGGCUACUUAGGAGUGAGAGGUAGCACCUUAAACAGGUGGUCUUGAGACACAUAGCAAAAGUGUCUUGUGUUACACUGGUGCAUCCUUGCUGAAGUGUUACACCAGCAUGACUGAAGGCUGGAUUUGGCCCAUUGGGCAAAGGACAUAUCUGAGUGUCGGCUGAAAGGAGCUUGCUGCUUUUUCAUUGCUUCCUGGUGUCAUCUGCCUUAUAACGAUGGGGUAACUAUCUUAUGCCUCCCAUCCUUUCAGCUAAGGUUUUAAAAAGUUGUCAGUUGCAUUGUAAUGAAACCCUGGUAUUAUUUGCUUUGAAUCUUCAUUACCCAGCAAUCUGCAGCACCAGAUAACUUCAUUCUAAGUACAGAAUUAUUUGUAAAAGAUGAAGUGUGACUAAUUUGCAGCUAUUUUCCCUUUAAUAAUGGCAAAUGGUGGCUAGGGUGCCCCCAGCUCCGUCUGUCUGGGCCAUCAUCUCAGGGCAAUGUCUAAGGGAAGAACCCUUUGGGCUCUAUUGUAAAAACCACCAUACUCCUCCCCUUUACAUAGGUUCAGAUGAUGAGAGAGCAGCUGAAUAAACUUUUGCUGAGUGGGCUUCAAAAUGGCAAAAGCGACCAUUAAUAAUGUUGUGACCAUUAAUAAUGGUGCAAUGGCUGACUCUGCUGUGCUGAGUAGGGCAUUCAGCAUCUGCAUGAAUUGAACAUUGAUGGACGUUGUUAACUGUCACAUUUGUCACAUUUCGUUUUCUCUUCUACAAGUGAUAUGGUGCUGAAAGUGGAGGAGAAUGGUGCAGAGAGCUUCCCUGGUCAGGGUCCAUAAAGUAAAAUGCCUCCAUAUGUAGCUGCCUUCAUCAUAGACAGGCCAGGAGGUGUCUAGUGAGUUGUGUGAAAUUCAUGGGCGGAUGGAGAAAAUUCUCCUGACUUUUUUUUCACUUUUUCCACCCCCAGCUCCAACAAUAAGUAUUGUGAGGACAGAGGUGCUAUGCUCAGAGUAUUGUCUCCUGUUUUAGUUCUGAUCUGUCUCUGUAAUGAAUCCUGCAAGACAAGGAGCAGUGGGGAUAACAUAUGAGGCUCUGUAUUCUUGUGUUUCUAGGACAGGCUAAGCAAAACUUACCAUUUAUUGUCAUCUCAGGAAGUCCAUUUUAUAGCUUCCAUCCAUUGAGGGCUGCAUGGGAUUCCCAGUACAGCUCCCAGUCUGCCCAACAGAGGCAGAAGUCUUCCUGCAUACUUCCCCUCUGCAGGGACUGCACCUGGGAACACAGCUCUGAUGUUGCCUGUGGAACUCGUGGGUUUCUGCGCAAGUCUGGGAGUGUUAGCAUUGAAUUAGAUGGGAACAGGGUUGUAUCUUGUCCUAGCCCUUCCUUUGCUGUUCAACUGGGAAGUGCCUUGCCUCAUUCUGGCAGGCCUCCUGGCCUCUGGUUGCCUGUAAUCCUAAGCAUCUGGUGCCUGCGUUUACACAACAGCCGGCAGGUUUAAAGAUCCCAGUCUCUCGUUAAAUGAGUGUAUUGUAAAGAGCCGUGUCCCACCUGCUAUGACCUGUUGGGCUGCGAUCUGGCAGAGUUGCCAUAGUUCUCCGCAGCUCAAAACUUGCUGUAACUCCAGGAGUGAGUUUGAACUUUUACAUGUGCAAAUGUUUAAUGGAGAAUUAUGAAGCUACCAGAAGGCUGGGCACCUAACUGCUGCCCCAUGGUGCACAAGGGGUGGAGAAUCUUCUUUCACCAACCCUGCCCAAUAAGAAGUAGAGAGGACAGGGGAAGCAGUGACCUUCAUCUCCGCUAUCUCACUUGCUUUCUCUAUGUGGCAUUAGCUGGAUGAUCACUUUUGCUGUAGAUGCAUUGCUGUGUCAUGGCCAAUAAAUCAUUUUGUUUUAUUCCAGGCCACGUUUUUCUUUAUUUGGCUAGAAAUAGGCGGACACAUGGUUGAGUUUGAAGAGGAGCUUGUGAAGCUAUCCGGCCUGACUGAUCCCUGUGAACUUAAGAAAGAGUCAUGGUGAUGAUGGGAAAUAUGCUUAGGAGCAGAUUUAAAUAGAAGAGAGACCACAUACUCCAAUCCCCAGCCACAAACUCUGGCAUGGGUGUCUCAUUAUCAGUGUGGUGCUAUGUAUCCCAUCAAUGGGGUGUAAGCUGUCGUGCCAUAUGAAUCUGACUGUCUAGUCCAGAGGCUGUCUCUCUAAGUAGCAUAGCAACAUAGUAUUCAGGGCCAGCUGCUGGUAGCUGCCUUGACCACAACGCACAAUGAUAAGAAUUUUCUCCUUCCACAGCUAAAGUGUUUUUAUAAGUUUGAACUUACUGGUGAUGCAGUGACUGUCCAAACCAAAAGUUACUGGCAGGCUAGAGGGAGCUGGUUUUGCGGUCUGGGGAGUAGCUAACUGCUCAGUGCUUUGCAGAAAUAACCUCACGUUCUACGGAACUUUUCUGUCCAAGGGAGGCCAAAGCAUUUACAAACAAUGGCCAAAUCCUGCACUCGAUUACGCUGGUACAAAGCGAUACUAACUUCUUGAAGCUCGUGGCUUUGCUCUGAAUUUAGAAUGUGUGAGAGCGCAAAAUUUGGUUCUUACUUUGUCAGCUAUAUGGAAAUCCAGCUCUGGAUGGAUCACACCAGCAGUGUAACAGCACCUGUGUAGGAAAAGAAGCGAAGCGGGAUAUAUGUUUGUGACGCAUGGCCAGAAAGGCUUAAACAUCCUGCAAAAUAAAUAACCCUCAAAAGACAUGUGGGGAGACAAUGUUUGUGUUUUUGUGUAUUUACAUAUGUAAGAAUAGGGUGAAGAUGUAAUCAACAGUUCCUGUCUAGGCUGUAUUCUGAUAGUUCAGAGGUCAAAAGAACAUCCUAUUAUUUAAAUAAAUUGUAAACACAGGAUAUCUCUGUAUUCAUCUCUCUUUGAAAUGUAUAGAAAAUAAUCUGUGAAUGGUGGAGGAACAAGCAAAUGGCCUUACGUUAAUUCUACAGCUAAGUACUGGUGAUGGACUUCCUUCAAAGUCAUGCUAAUUACCUUUUGAACUCCAACUUGUCAAAAGACAUGAAAUUGUAUAAAAGAUCUUUGGGUCCUGAUUCUGUCAUCUCAGAUCUGCUUAGGCUUCAUCAGGGGAAGUUUGAGUCACAAGACUGAGGUCCCAGUUAGGCUGGUAUGCCCUGAAUAUGAUAUUUGGACAUUGGACUAUAACCUGUGAAUUCUUUCUGAAAGAACUCUUUGCAACUACAAAGCUCACCAUCUCUGCUAUGAAUCUGAACCUCAAUGAAUUGAACUCGUGUCUAUGCAUAUUGAACUUUUAACCAGACUCUCUCUUGUUUUUAAUAAAGUUUAGUUUAAUAAGAA